UCAUACGGUACACUGCAAUUAAAUUGCGAUGUUUGGUAAAAGGGUCAGUAUAACCAUAGGGAGAGCCCAAUCCAAUGUGAAAACAAAGGGCGAUUUCGCUUACUACAAUAAUGAGGAAUGAGACCGAUCUUGAGAGGAAUUGCAGGAAUGGUGUAAUUGAGGUUCGCCGCGUACGGGGUUGCUCGUUUUGGCCCGUAAUUAAUCAGUAGACAGAUGCGUGAGGGCGCGCGCUCUCGGCCUUAUCCUUGUGACGUCUGCUGGCUGUAAAGUUUGCUUUCCGGGGGUAAGUGCAUUGCAUCGGUUCUUCUCGUCUACUGCUGACACUCUCCGCAGAAAUUUCACUACUGGCACUGGCGCCGCGACGCUACGCUACUCCUGUCCGCCUAUUCCUGUAUUCCCGUUUCUCUCUUUGAUGUCUCCCGUCCUCUCCAGUCGUGUUUUAGCUUCGUUUCGUUUCGUUUCAUUCCAGUCCACACGGGACGUUUGGAGUGCCGCGCCUGAAAAAUUCGCGUUCAUUUCAAUGUUCUUAUGUGCACUGAUCCACUUGAACUUUCAUUAGCUCUUAGAAAACCUAGCAAUGUAAACAUUUUGGAGUACUUGAAAAACAAAUUUCUGAACAAUUCAGCAUGCCGAAGUUAUUUUCGAUGCAAGAAUGGGACCACAAUUUGAAGUUUAAGCUGGAUUAUCAGAACUUUCUAGUCUACGAUUUUUAUAAACUCAAUAAUGGAAAUUUCCACGAAAGGAGAUACGAAUCUUAUAAUGAACUAAGUGAAAAUGCAGCCCACUUGCCAUGGAUGAUGGAAGGGCACCCCCAAUGUGGAUAAUUCUAUUUGUCCUGAUAUGUCAACUAUCACUUAUUUGUUCAGUUGGCGGAGUACUCUGUCCUAAUGGGUGCAAAUGUCAAAAUGAGAUACUUAGGGCCAACUGCUCCGGAGCCGGAAUCCAAGUGGUGCCUAUCCAACUCAAUCCAGAGCUUCACGUGAUGGAUUUAUCUGACAACAAGAUUUUACAACUCCAUUAUACCUUUACUUUUUACGAAAAUCUAUAUACGUUGGAUGUGUCGCGAAAUAAAGUGAAGGAUAUUGGGAACGGUAAUUUUAAAACUCAGAAGUUACUUAAAUUUUUAAAUUUAAGCAGCAACUAUAUCGAAUUUUUGGGAAAGGAUGCGUUUGAAGGGCUCGUUCAACUCACAGAACUGGAUUUAAGUAGAAACCAACUAGAAACUAUAGGACCUAGUGCUUUCAAGGAUUUACGUAAUUUAAUUGUUUUGAGAAUAAAUGAUAACCAACUGGAUUUCCUCGAAGAAGGAACAUUCAAAGGAACACCAAAUAUUCAAGCAUUAUACAUAGAUGAUAAUUCGUUUUUGGAAAUACCUAGCGAGUUGUCAGAUUUGACACAUCUUAAGAUAUUAUCGAUAUCCAGAAAUUUAAUUGAAGUGAUAAAAGAUGACGAAAUGCCAAGCUUACUAGAACUACAAACGUUGUUGCUAGAUCAAAACUUGUUAAAAGAAAUUCACCCUAUGGCAUUUACUUCUAUGCCCAAACUUAACUAUUUGGAUUUGAGUGACAAUAAUUUAACAUCAUUACCUACUACACAAUUAUCAAAAUUACCAAAACUUGCCAAUCUAAAACUAAGUGGUAACACGUUCACUCAUUUACCACCAGUUUCAUUCAGAGGCUUAUUUAAUUUAAAAUAUGUUAAACUUACACGGCUAGAAUCAUUAACAGCUAUUGAUGUAAGAGCAUUUGUGGAUAAUAUUAACUUAGAAAAAAUUAGUUUGGACUAUAACUAUAACGUGAAUAAUAUUCCCACUAGAUUAUUUCAUGGGAAUACGAAACUGCGGUACAUAUCUAUUAGAUAUAAUGCAAUAAAAAUAUUAGCUGCCACACAUUUUCCUUUGGAUCAAAUGGAAGAACUCAAGGUUGGUGGGAACCCUUUGGAUUGUAACUGCUCUAUGCUGUGGCUAUGGAAGAUUCUUCAAGAUAAUAAACUGCAAAUUAGAGACAAUGUUAGCCACUAUCGUAAAUCUGUUGUUGAUGAUAAAGCUUCAAAACUGCCAAGUGAAUUGAAGCUAGAUAUCAAUGAUAUAAUAUGUGAAACUCCUCCAAAUCUUCAUAAUAAAAAACUAGUGAGUGCAAGUCAACGAGAAAUCGACUGCAGUAUGAGCUGGUUAGCUAUCUUAUCAGUUACGCUGACCGUUGUAUUUAUUUUAGGUAUUAUUAUAGGAGUUUUAAUUUUUAUGCCAAAGAAAAAAUCAAAUGUCGGUCGCGAUAGACAUUUACCGAAAAUUGUUAAAGGAGGAUAUAAUGCCCCACCACUUCCUCCACCUAGAAAACCAUUACCCAACAAUGACGUAAACCACGUUGAAAGGUUUAUAGUUCCACCUAUUCUAUUACAAAACAGAUCUAUGCCCCUCUGGGAUUCAUAUUCACAACAUUGCAACGGUAAUGGAAACAUUUAUAAGCAAUUAGAUGAUCAGCAGGACAGACCGCAUAUUGUUUACGUCUAAAUAUUUUUAUAAUAGGUAGGGUAAAAUAAGUAUAAUAUAAAAUAUGGGCUAAAUCAAUAAUAAUUAUUUUUUAAAUGUAUUUAUAUCCAUUUUUCGAUAACGCCAAGACUAUAUCUGUAAAAAAAUUAAAGGUAAUAUUAAUGUAAUAAUAUGGAAAUAUAUUAUUGCAUUUGAGAAAUUAUGUUAAUCAGAAUAUUAUUAGUAUAAAAGCAUCGUAUUCUGAGUGAUUCGAUUAUUGAAAAUAAUAAUUUGUGAAUUUAUAAUAAUUUAGGGUAGAGCGGGCAUAAAAAAGACUGAGUAUGUAAUACUGGUUGAAAUAUAAAAAAUUACCAUUAAACUGGGUUAUAGCUUAGCAAUAAUGAUUCAACUCAAACAAAAAUAUUACGUCAUAGAUUAACGUCCCACGUAUGUAUUUUACAAUGUUUUCGUAUAUUGAAAUAAAUUUUAUUGUGAUACUACUAUAUUUAAUCAUAUUAAACGCUUGACUUAAAAAAAAAGUUGAUAAUCUCGAGAAAUUUCAUUUUGAUUUAAGCAUUGGAACUAUUGGUUUCAUUGUGUUGUCUAAUCACGCCAAAAACUGCGUACAGGGUAUUGAUUUAUAAUUUUCUUAUUUCAUGUAGGUAUGGGGCAAAAAUGUAUAGAUCUCUAAAACACGACAAGACAACAACAAGUGAUAAGGAUGUAUUUUUUCGCAAAAAAUAUCUCACCUAUAUGAAUCCCGUACCUAUAUCACCGUAGCAGCACUACUAAAAAAUUUAAAUUGAAAAUGGGGCUGAUACAUCGUUUUGAAGUAUAGGUAUUUUCUGCAUUUUGAUGCUUCUAAUGUCAGAAUAUUUGAAAAAUUUAAAGUUUUCCGUCAUUUUAUGACAAAAUAUUUGUGUUAUAUUUGCAAAUAAGCCAAAUUUUCAAAAUUAUUGUCAAGCCUAAAUAUACUCUUGGACAAAACUAUCGCACCACUGCUUAUGUGAUGCUUAUGUGCAGUGGUGCGAUAAUUUUGUCUAGGAGUAUAUAAAUAUGUUAGACUGAAAAAAAAAUUGUAGCCACGACGAAAACUUUUUUGAGUAUUUAAAAGGGGAAUACCAUUCAUAAUGGAUCACUUUAAUUUAAAAAUGUUCGCACCAAGAGGUAAAGAACUAAGUACCUAUACCCUUCAAUGUGUGUUAUUAUUAUGUGUUACUAACCCAUUCUAAAUAGGAACUUUUGAGGGGGAGUUGAAGUGUAUUUGUUCUGAUUGAAAGUAUCUGUAGCGUGGCGCGACGUUAUUUUGAUUCUUUUCAAACUUCGAGCUGAUAGGAAUGGAACAGACAGGGCACACUGUAAAUAUUUUUUAUUAAAGAAAAAUAUUAGCUCAAAAAUGUGAAGAAAACUGGUACACCGUUAGUUAAGCAUUGGGACUAUCGAGAAAAAUAUGCUUUUGUUUUCUUGUCGAAAUUAACACAAAUUUUUCGAAACUUUAGGAAAAUAAUUCGUUUGUGCUUUAUUUUGUUUAAAGCCUUGAUACUGAUAAUACUGGGUAUUGAAUACGGAAUUGGGUUAGAAGAAGGAAGAAGAGAACUUGGAAGAUAUCAAAUUGUCAAUCAAGUUUACAGUAUUAAAAGACAGAUACAACAUAAAAAGUAGAAUAUGAAUUGGUGAUAUUACAGACAAAAAUCAAAUGCAAUGAGACACUGGAAAAACAAAUGCGAUGCUACCAAUAUAUUGAAGUAGGAUAGAAUUGAACCUAGAUUACUCCUAAUUUUUACCAGAGCGUUGCUUAUAAAAUCCAAAAUUAUGUCAGAUUACAAGACUUAACUAGCUAAUAUCUUUUCAUGUUUGAGAUUAACUGCUAGAAGAGUGUAUAAUGGCUAUCUUAUGAUAUAAUUAAUCUGCAAACAAGAUGAGAAACAAAACUCAAAAGAUUUACACUAAUGGCGAAUUUGUUAUGAUAAAACACAAGAGAUAACUUGAUUGAUAGUAUUGUGUCAUCUCAGACCUAUAGGGAUACCAAAUGUUAGUUUCAAUGUUGAUAUUCACUUUUUAAGUUUCUCUAGGCUCCAUCCGAUAAAUUAUUUGCUUUCUUUCGACCAAUUCCGUAUCAAGUUAAAUUUAUGUCAUCAUAUUAAUACCAGUAGAACGAACCAUCGCCUAAGUCGCCGAAGAAAUCCCUCUUAAGCUUUUAUGCUAAUUUUGAGAUCAUUUAAUUUAGUCGAACUUUAAUGGCUUUAAUUGCUAAAUACCGCCUUAAUAUAAACUCUGGAGGGUUGUAAAAUCGAAACGAUUUACGGCUGGCUCGAAUGCAAAUUAUCAUUUUGGCUUUAAUCGGAAAUUUAAAAAAAAAAAUGGACAGUUUAAACUUUCAUUGGAUUUCCCAGCUCCUUUGUAAAUGGUUGUAUUAGCAGGCUGUCAUCGGAAAACGGUAGAGCCAAAUAAUCUCAAAACUUAUCAUUGGACCCCCUUUUCCUAUUAGAAUGUAAGAGAGGGCUGGCUUAGGCGGCUUAGAGAAAUAUUCUUCCUUGAUGAAAAAGAUGCUUGGAUAUGGCUCGGUUGUUAGAUUUUGUUUAGGAUUUUUGAAUGUUUUUGUAGGAUUGAAGUUUUAAGAUAUUUCCAGCUGUAUAAAUACCUACAUGACAAAAAUAUUUUUUUUUGAACCUGAAAAACAAAAAAACAAAUUAAAGUAAUUACAAAUCGAAGAGAAAAGUAUUAUGUUAUAUUAUUUCGAUAGCCGAAAAAGUCCCACUUGGCGCUUUUUUUCCAAAUUUGCGUAAUAUUUAACAAAUACAUACCUACUUAUAUAACAUUUUUAUUUUUUCAAAUACCAAGUUUCUACAAUGGAAUUUAAUUUCCCAUCUCGUUCGCAUAAACGAAAAACAGCAAAUUCGAUCGAAAAUAACAUAUUAUGUGUACGUCAUUAUAUAAAGGGUACCUAAAUAAUUAAACCAAUAAAAUGGCUUUUUCAUUUAUUUGUUUCCUAAAACAAAACAACCAAAGACACUAUCGUAGAACGAUAAAAAAAAAUAUAUAUGAGGAAGUCAUUAUUUACUUCAUUCAAAGCCAAAAAACCGUCUUCCAUGUUCUAGGGUAUUCUUGGAUAAAAAUAAACUAUUUGUAUUUGCUUUCUUAAUACAUAGCGUUGAGAUUCAUAAAUUAUAAAGUUUUUAAAGUCAACUGGUAGGCAGCAUAGACGAUACUUAUUUAAAAUCUCAGAUUUUGCCUAAUGCAUAAUAGUCCAGACGCGGUAGACUUUUUACUUUCUGCAAAUACCAACGUGUUUGAAUUUUUCUACGUCAUUGACUGAAUCAGAAUCAAUGUGUUUUGUUUACAUGUGAGUACAUUUAUCAGAAAUUAUGGAUUUUACGGAAAAAGGGUGGCGUAGUAGCGUGAAGAUUCGAAAAUUCUUUAUUGAAAAAAUUCUGUACGAUUUUUCCGCUUUAGCUUCUACAUAAUGUCAUGUAUUUCGGGUUCACUUAAACUUACUUCACAAACAGUAACAACUUUUAUAUUAUUUACUAAUUGACUUAUAAAAAUCACCUAUUGAAACGUACACGACAACUAUCGAAUCAAAACUAACUUACUUAAGCUACUAUUAGUACGUGUUAUUUAUAGCAGACAGUGUACUCGGGAUAAUUGCAUUCUCAGAAUCCAGCCGGGCUCCCGAGGCAAUUUCGUAACACUGCCUUACUCUCAAAUCAGAUCGUCCCGAUCUGACACUACCAAGACGCACCACCACCUUUUCUUCGUCUAUAUUUCCACUCAAAUCCUUAAUGAUUUAAUCUCUUCUUUUGCCUGACAUCUCUAUGCCUGUCUAAGUGGGCUGCGAACUGAACGCAGCGCCUUAGACCGCUCGGCCAUCCUGACUUCCCAGAUCUACUCUGAUGUAUGUGUGGCUCUUCUUCCCUUGGAUUGACGUCAUGUAUGGAUACUAGACGAAUGGCUAACUGGUCCUGUUCCCUGUUGAUUGCAAUGCUGAUAACUGCAUUACCUGCGCUUUCAGGAUGGUCACAAAACUCGUAGCACUCCUCUUAAUGGAAAUCGGCAGAGCGGCCGUUUGAAGGAGAACUUUGACCUUCUGGAUCAGCAUUAGUCGUGAUCGACCAAUCUUUUCGUUAGAUUUCGUUGAUCUAUCCGCGGCUCUCCUCAUGUAGAAAGAUGAUUCGAGGUCGAAAUCACUCUCUUCCAGUUGAUCACUUCCCAGCUGUCCGGAACUGCGUUCUGCAUCCGCAUCCAAUCGAAAGCUGCUAACAGGAACUCUUUCUAGCUGCUAGCUGAAGAACUCUGAGGCAGUUCUUGUCUUAAUCUGGGCAUGCUCGGCGUUGCAAUUUCUCAAUCGAAGGUUGACAGUCAUCAGAAGGAGAGCGUGAUCACGUACUCUACAAUCAUGUUUAAAAUAUCCUUUUCUUCCGCAGCGGUAACAUUCGGACCUCUUGUUCAAGUUUCCCAUUGACGGCUGAGAAUCAUUAAAACUAAAGCGAGAUCUCAAACGUACUCUAUAAUCACGCUCAAAAUGUCCCCUUCUUCUGCGCAGCGUUUUAAAGUUUGCCAGUUUGAUUCUCAUAACAGCCUUCCGUAAUUCUUUCAGAAAUUCCUUCAUUAUGGUGCCGUUAAUUUCUGCCAUUGGCUUUUUUUCUUCACGAAUCCACACAGCUCCUAGGAAAUUUUAUAGGCCGCCUCGAUUUCUAGGGCUUUGAUUAGAGCUUCGCAGCUAUUUGAUGGUCUGGUUAUGAGCUGCAUGCUCUGCACGCAUCCAUAUCUCUAAAUAUAAAAUUUGUUGUUUCUCACAUUUCUAUUGCUACUCCCGGAUAGGCCGAAUUGACCAGAUGGCGUAUGUCGGUUUCAAAUUCUUGUAGGCUCUCCGCAGCUUUUUGUUGCCUUGUUCUUAGUUGUACUCGAUAAAGCUACCUUCGGUGUUCAUCUCCAUAACGACGCUCUAACGCAUCGACAAGCGCGCCAUAGUUUUGUUGAAAGCUGGCGGAAGAAUCUCUAAAAGGUCUAACGCAGGACCACGCAAUGCUACAAUCAAACCUGUAGCCAUGAAAUCGGAGCUCCAAUCAUUAGUCAUUGCAACAGUCUCGAAUUGACGUCUGUACAUCGCCCAUGAUGCCUGUCCGUCGUAGGGUGGUGGCUUAACUUUAAUACCAGGUACAGGCGAGGAGGAGAUAUUUCCUGAUCUCAAGUUACAUUCCAACUGUUUGAUUUUUUUCUCAAAACUAUCAAUUUCUUGGCGAAUAAUUCCUGAAGUACGUCGUGACGAACACUCCCAACUUCCUGACGAACAGUUCCAACUUCCAGAUAAACAAUUCAACUUCUUCACGUAUUGCUUCCAUUGCAUUCGUGAAUUUGUUGUCUUGCGCUUCCAGAAUUUUCUCGAGUUUAGUUUGUUCCUCGUAGAUUACGGUGUGAAUCCAUUCUAGCUGAAUUUUCCAGAAGCUGGUCCUGUUCUUCUUGUUGUCGGGCUUCCUCCUCUUGUUUAUCUUUCUGCCUUGGGUCUUCUUUUUCUUGUUUUUAUUUCUGUCUUCGAUCUUUUUUUUUUUGUUUCAAAAGUGCUGCAAGUCGGUCCAGUUCUUCUUAUUUUUCAUUCUGUCUUUGGGGUUGUUAUAGUUGUAAAAGUGCUGCCAGUCGGUCCUAGUCUUUCUGUCUUCGGUCGUAUUCUUCUUGUCUUACGUCGUCCCAAUUCAUCAUAAAGUCCGCCAACAUUUGAUUAACUUGGUCCAUUUGCUGUCGUGUAAUUACCAUAGAAUAUUCUGUAUCUUUCUUGAAACUUGAUUUUGAAUCCAAAGUUCUGUGGCGAAGACAAAUUUCCAACUAGAACAUAAUGGAAUGUUUUAGAAAAAUUACUGUGUGGGCUUGUUUUUUUUUGUUUUGGAUGUUGAAAUCAGUAAUGCGAUGAAGUCACUAUUCUGGCAUCACUCACGGUUUCCAAAUAGCAUUCUUCAGGAGUUCAUAGAAUUUUCCAGAAAAUCCGGAUAUAGAGUCACUAUUUUAGUUCAAUAAAAGUUCAGUGAUUGUUCCCGCACUUAUUAGCUCAAAUUAAUACACCAAUUGUUUUGGUAAUAAUCGCGCUAAUUAGCUCAAAAUAUUCCAAUAGUUAUCUUGCCAAUUAUUUCACUAUCCAGUUCAAUUAAUGCAUCAUUAAUCUUGCUGAUCCUACUAAUUAGCACUAAUCGCACUUCUGACACUGAAUUGUCACGGACUCACUAAAGCUCAUUUCACAAACAGUAACAACUUUUAUUUUAUUUACUAAUUGACUUUAUAUAAAAUUCACUUAUCACUCAUUGAAACGUACAUGACAAAUAUCGAAUCAAAACUGACUUACUUUAGCUACUAUUACGCGUUAUUUAUAGCAAACAAGGUGUACUCGGGAUUAGAAAAACCCGGCGCCCUACUUGAGUAGAAUUCUCCGAAUUGUCUGCGUGAAUCCGGCCGGGCUCCCGAGGCAGUUAUAUGGCGGCAGUAAAUAUACUAUUUUUCGCAUAUAACCUUCAAGGUCGAAUACUAGCCCAUUUUUUUACUUCCUGUAGGCCCAGUCCACAAAUUCUUAAAUAUAUUUUCAAAAUGGGCAGGUCUACUGAAUAAUUAAAAUUCUUCUCCCGCUUUCUUCAUUUUAAUCAUUCACUGCAGGAAUCUGUAAUGCAUUCACAAAAAAAUAAAUUCGACAAUAUAUCAAGAAAUUGGUUGACAGAAGGUGAAGAAUCUAUAUUUAUAUAAUAAUCCCCAAACAUGGCUAGGCUUUGAUUGCUGAGGAAUUAGAUCCUAUGAAAUGUAGAUACAAAAAUAAAUGUGGGAUUCCAUAUUCCUUAUGCUUAUUCUUCUUACUUUUUUCUAUCAAAGAUUGUGGCUCAAUAUGUGGUUGCAGAAAAUUAGACCGUGUAUCAGUUUUAUGACAUCGUCCAGUACAAUGAAUGAUGACUAUUCCACUUUCACUUCGGUGAGAAGAAUAAUUUAAAUUAGGAGUAGAAUCACAAUUAUUUGGUCCACCUGUUUAUUUUCAAAACAAUAUUCAAAAAUUGAAUUUGGCCUACAGUAAGCCACUCGAAGAAAAUACACCUACAUUAUAUUGUACUCGUCUUAAAAGGUGGCGCUGAAAAUAGAAAACUACUAAAUAUAAGCUAUAAAUACAUGAAAACUAACAGUUGUGUGGAAUAUUAGGCGAGUUCGGUUAAUCCUCCGCGAGCGAAAAGAUGACGUGAUCAGUUCUAUUACUUCAAAUGAAAGAUCACCGGAGCUUCUGUCAACAGUGUCAUCUUUUAACUCGCAGAGGAUUAACCUAACUCGCCUAUUAUUCCUUACCUUUUCAGAGAUAGUGAGUGACGUAAAGAAUUUACCAGAAAAAAGAAUAUAUACUGGGGGAAGGUGAAAUAUUAUUAAUUUACACUUAAGGUUACUAAAACUAAAUAUUUCUCAUAUCUUCACUAUAUUAUAUUCAUAUUGCCUAUUUAUACCCCAAUAAUGUGUUCCGCGCCUAGGCUAUAAUGAUAAAAAUGAAAAAUGGAACAGAUGAAUAAUGUAUAAAAAAGAAAUCAGGGAGCUGAAACAGGAAAUAGAACCACCAAAUCUUCUUUAGAUAACAUGUAGAGAAAUGCAAAAAGUAUAAGCAUUUACGGAGUUUUAUAUGUAAUAAUAUUAGAUCAAACAUCAAACCAUUCAAAUACAAUUAGAGAAAAGCUCUUCUAUACGUUAAACCCUAUUUAAUUUUCGAUUACGUUCCAUAAUUAAAUUUUCCCAAUAAAUUAAUGUAAAAAGGGUCGUAAUUUAAUUUUAGUUCAAUGCGCUAAAUUAUUUAUUUCGUUUGCCUUUUAUAGGUAGUUUAAUAAUUUUAGAAUAAUUGCUAUUUCUUAAAUUAUUUUUGAUAUCGGUUUUCACGAUUAAAAUUGUUUUAGCCGUCCAAUUACGCCACAUGUAGAAGAAUUUCAAUUUUCUAUUUUAUAAAUUAAAAAGUAAGUUUAAUACACACAAAAAAAUCGUACAAAUUAAGAGUAAUAUCAAGCUAAUGCACUUUACAUUUAAUACAAUUAUUAUGUUAUAGACAUUUUGCUGUCCAAUUGUUUGUGUAUCGUGGUUGUUUAAAAGUAUAAAUUUUUCAUUAUACAACAAUUUAUGAA
This is a messenger RNA of Ceutorhynchus assimilis (cabbage seed weevil), 10584 nucleotides long. The record is from the annotation of a GenBank genome assembly. Lineage: Eukaryota; Metazoa; Arthropoda; Insecta; Coleoptera; Curculionidae.